GAAAAAUAAUAGAAAAAGAAGGUGCACUUGGAUCCCGAUCUUCUGCUUUUGUUCUAUAAACAAAACAUGGGGUUCCACCCUCUACAAUCCCAAAACAGAUCACCUGUUCUCUUCUCUAAGCAAUGCCUGCAACUCUAAGGAAUCUCCUGCUUUCUUCCAAUAUCUUCUCCUUCACCUUACUUCUCUCAAUAAACUCUCUUCUUUUCCAUCAUUGUUACUCGAUUGAUGAGCAGGGGCAAGCUCUUUUAACAUGGAAGAACAGCCUGAACAGCACCGCAGAUGCUCUAAAAUUGUGGAAUUCAUUAGACCCUACUCCAUGCAAAUGGUUUGGUAUUCAUUGCAACUCCAAUGGCGAAGUAGAGGAGAUAAGCUUGAAAGCAAUUGAUUUGCAAGGCUCAUUGCCUUCAAACUUUCAGUCUCUAAUAUCUUUGAGGACCCUUGUACUUUCAUCGACCAAUCUCACUGGCACAAUUCCUAAAGAAUUCGGAGAUUAUUAUGAGCUCACUUUUGUUGAUCUCAGUGACAAUUCUCUCUCAGGUGAAAUCCCCCUGGAAAUUUGCAGGCUGAGCAAACUGAAAAGUUUGUCACUAAACACAAACUUUCUUGAAGGUGAAAUUCCAUCAGGAAUUGGAAAUCUUUCCAGUCUUGUUUACCUGACACUCUAUGACAAUCAACUCAGUGGUGAAAUCCCAAAGAGCAUAGGAGAAUUGAGAAAGCUAGAAGUUUUUCGAGCAGGUGGGAAUAAAAAUCUCAAGGGUGAGCUGCCUUGGGAGAUAGGAAACUGCACCAACUUGGUUUUGUUAGGCCUUGCUGAAACUGGCAUUUCUGGAAAUCUUCCUUCAUCAAUUGGAAUGCUGAAAAGGAUUCAAACCAUAGCCAUAUAUACAUCUUUGUUAUCAGGUCCUAUCCCAGAAGAGAUUGGAAAUUGCAGUGAGCUGCAGAAUCUUUACCUCUAUCAGAAUUCUAUCUCUGGUCCAAUCCCCAGGCAAGUUGGUCAGCUCAGCAAACUCCAGAGUCUACUAUUGUGGCAGAACAGCUUAGUUGGUACUAUCCCGGAUGAGCUUGGAAGCUGCACGGAGCUAACUGUGGUGGAUUUUUCGGAGAAUCUUCUGACAGGUAGCAUACCAAGAAGCAUCGGAAACCUUUUGAAGCUUCAAGAGCUUCAACUGAGUGUUAAUAAGCUAUCAGGUACCAUUCCUUCUGAAAUUUCAAAUUGCACGGAGCUGGCUCAUCUGGAAAUUGACAACAACGCCAUCUCCGGUGAGAUUCCUGUCCUCAUUGGCAACCUAAAGAGCUUGACUCUAUUCUUUGCCUGGCAAAAUAACCUCACGGGUAAUAUUCCAGACAGCCUUUCUCAGUGCCAUGAUCUUCAGGCACUUGAUUUAUCCUACAAUGGCCUCUUUGGUUCAAUCCCAAAAGAAAUUUUUGGUUUGAGAAACCUCACCAAGCUACUGCUACUUUCCAAUGAUUUAUCUGGUUUUAUACCGCCAGAUAUAGGAAACUGCACCAAUCUGUACAGGUUACGAUUGAAUGGCAAUAGACUUGCAGGAACAAUUCCAUCAGAGAUUGGAAAUUUGAAGGGCUUGAAUUUCGUUGACUUAAGCAAGAAUCGUUUUGUUGGAGGAAUUCCUCCAUCAAUAUCUGGAUGUCAAAACCUUGAGUUUCUUGACCUCCAUUCAAAUGGUCUCACUGGUUCUCUGCCAGAUACUCUGCCUUCAAGCCUACAGUACGUGGACAUUUCAGACAACAGGCUCACAGGUCCAUUGACUCAUAGUAUUGGGUCCUUGACUGAGUUGACUAAGCUAAAUUUGGGAAAGAAUCAACUUUCCGGAAGAAUUCCAUCUGAGAUAUUGUCCUGCAGUAAGCUCCAGUUGGUAAACCUCGGUGACAAUGGUUUCUUUGGUGAAAUUCCCAAGGAACUAGGCCAGCUUCCGGCACUUGAAAUCUCUCUCAAUCUCAGCUGCAACCAAUUUUCUGGUGAAAUCCCAUCUGAGUUCUCUGGGCUUAGCAAGCUAGGAGCACUUGACCUCUCCCACAACAAAUUCAAUGGCAAGCUAGAUGUCCUUGCAAGCCUACUAAACCUUGUAUCCCUCAAUGUCUCCUUCAAUGACUUCUCUGGUGAACUGCCAAAUUCCCCAUUUUUCCGAAAGCUCCCCCUGAGUGACCUUGAAUCAAACAAAGGUCUCUACAUCUCCAAUGGGGUUGUAACUUCAGCUGAUAUUGGACAUGCAAGGCAUGAUAGACCAGCAGUAAAGCUAGCUCUGUCCAUCUUGAUAAGUGCCAGUGCAGUUCUAGUCCUACUUGCUAUAUACAUGUUAGUUCGAGCCCGGUUUGCUAGCAAUGGCCUCAUGGAAGAUGAUAAUUGGGAAGUGACCCUGUAUCAGAAGCUUGACUUCUCGAUUGAUGAUGUUGUCCACAAUUUAACUUCAGCUAAUGUGAUCGGCACUGGGAGCUCUGGGGUUGUAUACAGGGUAAUGAUUCCAAAUGGUGAAACAUUAGCAGUGAAGAAGAUGUGGUCAUCAGAACAGUCUGGUGCAUUCACUUCUGAAAUCCAGACACUAGGCUCAAUCAGGCACAGAAACAUUGUCCGGCUUCUUGGUUGGGGUACAAACAGGAAUUUGAAGCUGCUGUUUUACAAUUACGUUCCAAAUGGAAGCUUGAGUUCACUCCUCCACGGUGCCGGCAAGGGAGCACCAGACUGGGAGGCUAGAUAUGAUGUUGUGCUGGGUGUGGCACAUGCCCUUGCAUACUUACACCAUGACUGUGUGCCUGCAAUUUUGCAUGGGGAUGUGAAAGCUAUGAAUGUCUUAUUAGGUACUGGCUAUGAGCCUUACCUUGCUGACUUUGGGUUAGCUCGAGUUGUGAAUAACAAUGAUGAUGGUAAACUUUCCAAAUUAAAUCCAAGACCACACCUAGCAGGUUCUUAUGGAUACAUGGCUCCAGAACAUGCCACAAUGCAACGUAUUACAGAGAAAAGUGAUGUCUACAGUUUUGGUGUAGUCCUCUUAGAGGUGCUAACCGGCAGGCAUCCGUUAGACCCAACUUUGCCAGGGGGUGCACACUUGGUUCAGUGGGUUCGGGAUCAUUUGGCCAGCAAGCGAGACCCAUCUGAUAUCCUGCACCCAAAGCUUAGAGGGAGGGCUGACCCUGCCAUGCAUGAAAUGCUACAAACACUAGCUGUAUCAUUUCUCUGUGUCAGCACCCGGCCUGACGACCGUCCAAUAAUGAAAGAUGUUGUAGCGAUGCUCAAAGAAAUCCGUCAUGUUGAGACCUUAAGGUCUGAAGCUGACAUUUCAAAGGGGUCCUUAUCAGCCCCUCCUCGCUCAUCACCUCCUCCUAGAAUAGUAGUUUCUCAAGGAUCUUCUAACUGCUCGUUUGCUUUCUCCGAUGAUUCAAUCCAAUCAUCAGGAGGAGGUUUCAAGUAGUAAGCUAUGUGAUACAUAAUUUGUUCAUAGUCCACAGAAGAAUCGAUGCUGUAUCAGCACAAAACAUGGGAGUGGGAAAUGUUAACAGGCCUUUCUUUCCCCCAACCUCCCCCCCCUUUUCUGAGUAGUUGUUUCUCGAGUAUUUGGUAUUGUAGAUUGUAAUAAUUUGAUUACUUAGAUUUCACUUAAAUGUAGUAUAUUAUAUUAGCAAAUGUAACAAAAGAGAGAAAAAGAGAGAGGGAACGUAGGGUGCUUAUGGCACUAUAAGAGGGAUAUCUUGGGACUA
This is a messenger RNA of Theobroma umbraticum, 3711 nucleotides long. RefSeq names its product leucine-rich repeat receptor-like serine/threonine-protein kinase RGI4. Gene Ontology annotation, molecular function: protein binding; ATP binding; protein kinase activity. Gene Ontology annotation, biological process: protein phosphorylation. The record is from RefSeq and is a predicted model, not a curated record. NCBI's taxonomy places the organism in Eukaryota, Viridiplantae, Streptophyta, Magnoliopsida, Malvales, Malvaceae.